AACAAAGCGUGGCGGAAUUCGUUCGUAGAGCAGGCAGUCGGCUGUUGAAAAGUAUUCCGAUUAAUUAAAAUUUUUAGAAAAGUGUAAUUAUUAAAGCGUACUGAAUAUCGGUAUACAUAUAUUUGAACAAAUUACUCGAAUACUCAGCGAAGUUCUGCUAUAAAAGUUCAAAGAUCAACAACAGAUUUUAGAAGAAAAUGGUCAAAGAAACAGGCUACUACGAUCUGUUGGGCGUGAAGCCCAACGCAACGCCCGAUGAGCUGAAGAAGGCCUAUAGAAAACUGGCACUCAAAUAUCAUCCAGACAAGAAUCCCAAUGAGGGUGAGAAAUUCAAAGCCAUUUCCCAGGCAUACGAGGUGCUCUCCGAUGCCGACAAGCGUCAGGUCUACGACGAGGGCGGCGAGGCGGCCAUCAAGAAGGGCGGCGCCGAUUCCGGUGAUUUCCGCAACCCCAUGGACUUCUUUGAAAAGUUCUUCGGUGGCCUGGGCGGCGGUGGCGGCGGCAGACGUCGUGAGCGUCGCGGUAAGGAUGUAGUGCAUCAAAUGUCCGUGCAGCUGGAGGAGCUGUAUAACGGUGCGACCCGUAAACUACAGCUGCAGAAGAACGUGAUCUGUGACAAGUGCGAGGGACGAGGCGGCAAGAAGGGCAGCAUCGAGAAAUGUGCGCAGUGCCGCGGCAACGGUGUCGAGACCCGUGUGCAACAGAUUGCGCCCGGCAUUGUACAACAUAUCGAACAGGUGUGCCGCAAAUGCUCCGGUACCGGAGAAUGCAUACAGGAGAAGGAUCGCUGCAAGAACUGCAAUGGCCGCAAGACGGUGCGCGAACGCAAAGUGCUGGAAGUGCAUAUCGAGAAGGGUAUGCGAGAUGGCCAGAAGAUAGUAUUUACAGGCGAGGGCGAUCACGAGCCCGAAUCUCAACCGGGUGAUAUCAUAAUUUUGUUGGACGAGAAGGAGCACUCGACGUUUGUGCAUGCGGGCACGGAUUUGAUGAUGAAAAUGCCCCUGCAGCUGGUGGAGGCUUUGUGCGGCUUCCAGCGCAUCGUGAAGACUAUGGAUGACCGUGAUCUGUUGGUGGCGACACAGCCCGGCGAAGUUAUACGACACGAGAUGACCAAAUGCAUUGCCGAGGAGGGUAUGCCCAUCUUCAAGAACCCCAUGGAGAAGGGCACCCUGAUCAUUCAGUUUGAGGUCAUUUUCCCCGACGUGAUCAGUCCAUCCGUAAUACCGACGCUUAAGCAGUGCUUGCCGCCGGCACCCGAGAUUGACAUUCCAGUUGAUGCAGAGCAUACAGUUUUGGAGGAAUAUGAUCCGAAGCAGCGUCGUCAGCAACACCAGCGCAUGGCCUACGAUGAGGAUGAUGGUGGCUACCAAGAUGGACCCCGUGUGCAGCAGUGUACAUCCAGUUAAGCGGCCUACCAUAUUUUACUAAACUAUACAAAACACACACAUAUAGAAAGAAACACACCCGCAAACAAUCCAGGCGAUAACUGUUGCUAUUGGGCAGGAGGGGAAAUCAUAUUGUAACCUAAAUCAAAUCUAAAGUCUAAAACAAUACAUACACAAACAAAAAACACUCCGAUUAUAACUUGCUGCUGCUGCUGAUGCCACAUGCCCCAACCACGCUGUGGAAUAUCCAACUACUAGCACCAAUAUACCACCACAAACUAAACAAACAACAACACCAAGAGCUGAACGUGGCAUUUGCAUUAAUAAUAUUACCCCGCAAACAACAACAACACGAUACUGAAAGAAAUCAAUCCAAAUUGCAACAAAUUUCAAGUUAUAUAUUGAUGGCUUAGGAUCAGAGAUGCUGCUCUUCAGACUACGAAAUAUGCAAAAAACAAAAGAAAACUAUGGUAUAUAUAUAGUAUAUAUAUAAA
Messenger RNA from Drosophila sulfurigaster albostrigata, 1879 nucleotides. RefSeq names its product dnaJ homolog subfamily A member 4 (gene Droj2). The record is from RefSeq and is a predicted model, not a curated record. The transcript is spliced from 3 exons. NCBI's taxonomy places the organism in Eukaryota, Metazoa, Arthropoda, Insecta, Diptera, Drosophilidae. Bases 198 to 1406 code for a protein of 402 amino acids. Gene Ontology annotation, cellular component: cytoplasm; cytosol. Gene Ontology annotation, molecular function: ATP binding; Hsp70 protein binding. Gene Ontology annotation, biological process: protein refolding; response to heat.